Phymastichus coffea is the source of this 1971-nucleotide messenger RNA. It is a transcript of the gene Cdc23, whose product is annotated as cell division cycle protein 23 homolog. Gene Ontology annotation, cellular component: anaphase-promoting complex. The transcript has 7 exons. NCBI's taxonomy places the organism in Eukaryota, Metazoa, Arthropoda, Insecta, Hymenoptera, Eulophidae. The record is from RefSeq and is a predicted model, not a curated record. Gene Ontology annotation, molecular function: protein binding. Gene Ontology annotation, biological process: cell division. Bases 125 to 1753 code for a protein of 542 amino acids.
CCUAUUUCUAUCUGUAAGAUCUCUAUGUAAUGUUCUCUAUGUAUGGCCCAAAAAAGUGAAAUUAAAAUUUCAAAAAUACAGGAAUAAAAUUAAUAAAAAAUUACUUUCUGAUUUGAAUAAAAAAAUGGAAGAAUCAGUACCAAAGUUUGACUUAAAGGAAGUUAAAUCUGAUAUUACAAGAGGUAUAAUUGAGUGUUCUCAACGUGGUUUAAUGCAUACUACUAAAUGGCUUGCAGAAAUGAACUAUUCAUUAAGAAAUAUAAAUGAAACAUCUCCUGAUAUGAGUUUCUUUGAGCAAAGUGAAAAUGAAGACAUUUAUCUAUUAGUCAAAAGUUAUUUUGAUUUAAAAGAAUACGAUCGGGCAGCAUAUUUUGCAAAAGACUGUAAAACUGCAAAAGCAAGAUUUUUAUAUUUUUAUUCUUUAUAUCUUUCUGGAGAGAAGAAAAAAAUCGAUAAUAUGACUGACAUUCCUCCUGACUUUUUGAAAAACAAUAAUUUAAAAUUACUUUGUAGUGAGUUAAGAAAAGAAAGAACUACAGGAGAUCUUGAUGGGUUUGGGUUGUACUUAUUUGGCGUUAUUUUAAAAAAAUUGCAAUCAACAAAAGAAGCAAUAAAUAUUUUUAUAGAAUCUAUUCAUAAACAGCCUAUUCAUUGGGGAACGUGGCUUGAACUAGCUAGCUUAAUAACAGAUACAGAGAAUCUUGAAGCUUUGAUGUUACCUAACCAUUGGAUGAAACAUUUUUUUAUAGCACAUAUGUAUUUGGAAUUACAACUCAUUGAUGAAGCAUUUGCAAUGUAUACUCAUCUACAACAGUCAAUGGGUUUCGUUAAAAAUGUUUAUAUUAAAGCACAAACAGCUAUUGCAGUACAUUACAAAAGAGAUGUAGAUAAUGCAUUAGCAACAUUUAAACAAAUAUUAGAAGAUGAUCCAUAUUGCUUGGAUAAUAUGGAUACUUAUUCUAACUUGUUAUAUGUGAAAGAACUGAAAAAUGAAUUAGCUCAUUUAGCUCAUCAAGCUACAGAAAUUGAUAAGUACAGAUUAGAAACAUGUUGUAUAGUAGGUAACUACUACAGUUUAAGAGCUGACCAUCACAAAGCUAUUAUGUAUUUUCAUAGAGCUUUAAAAUUAAAUCCACAAUAUGUAUCAGCUUGGACACUUUUAGGUCAUGAAUUCAUGGAAAUGAAAAAUACAAAUGGUGCUAUUCAUAGUUAUCGUCAAGCUAUUGAAGUCAAUAAAAGAGAUUAUAGAGCAUGGUAUGGCUUAGGUCAGACUUAUGAAAUUUUAAAAAUGCCAUUUUAUGGCUUAUAUUAUUAUAAACAAGCUCAAUUAUUACGUCCUCGUGAUAGUAGAAUGGUAACUGCUUUAGGAGAAGCAUAUGAAAAACAAGAUAGAAUACCAGAAGCUUUGAAAUGUUAUUAUAAAGCAUGCAAUGUUGGUGAUAUAGAAGGAAUGGCUCUCAUUCGUCUUGCAACGCUCUAUGAAAAGUUAGGUCAACAAGACAAUGCAGCAGCUGCUUACACAGAUUUUGUAAAUGAUGAAUUUAGAAAUUCAGAAAGAGCUGAAUUGAGCAAUGCUUACAAAUUUCUAACACAGUAUCACAUCAGUCAAAAUGAGUUAGAUCAAGCAAACCAUUAUGCACAAAAAUGCUUACAAUAUGAUGAAACUAAAGAAGAAGCUAAAGCAUUUUUAAGAUCAAUUGCACAAAAAAGAAUAACAAUUGAAGGAAAUUCAAUGCUUGUUGGUAUAAUUUAAAUUAUCAGUAUUAAAAUUUCUCGUACCCUACUUACAGUAAUAGCAAAUGAGAAAUCCGUUCAUCAAAGUUAUAAUUCACUUUAGGAAAACAGAACUGAAAAUGAUUAUAUAUAUUUAUCUGUUCCCAUGCGCAUCAGUCUCUCAUGAGUAUCAAUUACAAAUCAUUAAUAUACUGUUAUAUUUAAAUAUACAAAUAAAAUUAAUCUUUCAAAAUAGCA